Molecule: messenger RNA, 828 nt
Organism: Colletotrichum spaethianum
Lineage: Eukaryota; Fungi; Ascomycota; Sordariomycetes; Glomerellales; Glomerellaceae
Exons: 3
Coding region: 1-828 (275 amino acids)
Source: RefSeq, a predicted model, not a curated record
AUGUCCGUCGCCAUCACCACGUCGACGUCAGACCUCCUCCAUGAAGAGCCGAGCAGCGCCGCCCCCAACGCCUGCGUAGGGCUAGACCUCAACCAGGCCGCCGUCAGCUGUGUCCUCAAGCAGGAGCCCAUCUCCGUCACUCUCAAUGGCCCGGCCAUCUUCACCCUCUCCAUGGCCCUGGCCCUCAUCAUCCACUUCCUCGAGCCCCGGGGUUAUAUCCGCAUCGCCUGGCUCCGCCUCUGGGCCAUUCGGGACCCCUUCACGGCGCCUGACCCGGACCCCAGCCGCCUGCCGAAGCGGGGCAUCCUUCGCCAAGCUGACGACCCGCACCACCGGCCUCUCCCCUACCGCCCCGGCCCGCGGCCCCAGGUCGCUGGCAUCGCGCCGCAGAGGCAGCUAGACCAGCACGGGACAGCGCCCCACUACCACGCCCUACGGCGGACACUAGAGAAGCUCGCGGCGGGGAACCCGGCGCGGUUCGGCACCGCGAGGUCGUGUCUCGAGAAGCACGGCCUGGGCCUCUUCGCGCGGCACCCGGUCAACGUAACGUGCAACGGCGAGGUGUGUCAUGUCCACGACUCGGACCACUCGCUUCACAUGAACCUGCACCCGGAGGACAUUCGAGAGGUCCUGGCCAAGGGGUGGGGGCAGAGGCACCCCCUGGCGUGGAAGGGGAGGCUGGUGAGGAUGCCUGUGCCGGAAGAGUUUGUCAUGGUGUACGCUCCGCGAGAUGACCACGAGCUGAGGAUUGUAUGCAGGAUCAUUGAAGCGGCCAUCUGGUACGUCGUUUCCGAAAAGACGGAGAUCCAUGUCGAGAGGGCUGCCUGA